AUGGCGCGGCACCCGCAGUUGCUGUGGUCCGUCGCGUUUGCGCCAGAGGGUUGGCACGUGGCCGCCUGCCACGGCGCAGUGGGGCAGUCGCCCUCGGUGGUGGUCUACGAGGUCUCCACCGGCCGGCGGCUGCGACGCUUGGGGCGGCACAAGGACACCCCGCUGGCCUUGGCUUUCUCACCGAACGGCGAGUUCUUGGUGCCUUGGCCGCCUUGGUCGCCCAAACCGCCUUGGUCGACCACCAUUGUGCCGCGCGGUGGCCGCGCUUCCGAGGUCUCGGGCGGCAUGGACCAGACGCUCCUCGUCUACGAGGCCAAGGCCACGGGCGACGACCUCCCCGGGGGCGACGCCGACGAUGCAGAGGAGCGCCGCUUGGCGUGA
Messenger RNA from Durusdinium trenchii, 381 nucleotides. The record is from the annotation of a GenBank genome assembly. NCBI's taxonomy places the organism in Eukaryota, Dinophyceae, Suessiales, Symbiodiniaceae.